UCCUGCAUCACAUGAAAGGAUACACAUAUCGUAAAUAUCGACUAAAACCGUGGUUCUGGGGGAAAAGUAUAUACAUUUGAAUCUGUUGAAAAAGAAACAGAAAUACGGAAACGUUUCCUUCCGAUGUUGGUCCUGUUGUUAGGGAUUUUAGUUGUGAUGUCAUUUUCAAUGUAAACAAAGAAUGCUAUCAUCAGGUCAUUUGUGUGAAACAAUGUGAACAGAUCAUAUAAAGAAGAUGGAAUAGUCAAUAAGAGGGGGGAAAGUUAUAAAAUGUCACAAUGGGAUGAUCCACCAACGACCUUGACAUCAUUUGGUCCUCUCAGUUCAGACAUUUCAGAAGGAGGCAGUCUGUUCACUAGACUUUGGAAUAGAAAGAAAAAUGGCAGCAGAUCAGCAUCAAGAGAAGGCUCUACAGAAAGGAAACCUAACACAGCAGACAAAGAAGUCCUUUCAACAUCUUCUCCUGCUAGCGAUGACAAACCUGUAGAAGAUAAACCUAGUUUACCUCAAGUUAAGCAUGUUGUAAAACCCAGUUUACCUGAUGUAUAUAGUACAGCUACAGCUAGAACCUUGACAGGAGUUCUGAAUAGAUUGAGUAGUAUUGUAAGGACCGGGACACCACAAACCUAUAAAGAUAGUGACUUUAAACAAUACUGGAUGCCAGAUGAGAGCUGUAGAGAAUGUUACGAUUGUGGCGACAAGUUUACAACAUUCAGACGUCGACAUCAUUGUAGAAUUUGUGGACAGAUUUUCUGUAGUAAAUGUUGUAAUCAGGAAUUACAAGGCAGGAUUAUAGGUUAUAAAGGUGGAAUUAGAGUGUGUACAUACUGUGGAAAGGUAGCUAUGAGUGCCUUACAGAAUGAUUCUAGUGGGCACAUCAGUGUGGAUGAUAAAGAAGAACUCCAGCUGUCUAUGGAUCCAGAAUCUCAAGUAUACAGCUUAUGGGGGUCAAAGAAGAGGACAUCUCAGGAUUUAGCAAGGUCAUCCUCAAUAUUAGCCCCAGGUACACCCAGUAUCGAUGUCCUGAUACCAUUUGAUCUCUCACAAAGCAGUUCUGACACAGAUAUGAAUACUGGCCUUGGUAGGAAAUUCUUAGAGGAUUCUGUACAACUUCGUGAAAUCUGGAGACAGAUUGUUGAUCAAUCAAAAGGUGUUGAGAUGCAGAGUCAUAGAAUACGUCUCAAAACCUACUACAAGUGCAUUGUGGGAAAUAAACUGGUUGACUGGUUACUAAGCAAUGACAAAGCAGCACAGAGAAUGCAGGCAGUUGUAAUUGGUCAAGCAUUACUGGACGCUGGCUAUCUAGAGAUUAUUGGUGGACAACAGAACAUCUUCCAGGACAACUUUACUCUUUAUAAACCGUCAGAGACUACACCAAUAGAUCCACCGGACAUCAGUAUAACUGACAGCACAGAACCACAAUGGCUUCAGGAGAUAGAUGUUAAAACAGACCAGUUGGAAAGCUUAACUGCCUCAGAAGACCAGAGCAGUAGCGGUCAGGAGGAGACAACUGCUAGUACAUUUUAUGUUCCUCUUGACAGCAAUGAAGAUAAUGAAUUUGAACCAUUACCAAGACAAGAUUCACAUGCUGCAGGCUAUACAGAAGAUAUUAUCUCAGCCAGCAUGUUUAGUGGUUCACAGAGUAUACCAGCCACCAAGCUGAUCAAGUCAGUCUGCUGGAGAAACUCAGAUACACUGAAGGAAGAAAAUGGAGAGAGAAGGGCUUAUUCCUUACUCAAGAAAGCACAUCAGGAUCAUCUGAAUGGUUUAGUUCAGCAGAUGUUAUGUGACGAGGGAUUGUCUAAAACAUGGACCGACAUUGUCAUUGGUACGGCACAACGUGUUAGUAAUUAUGUCAGACCUGAUGUCAGAGAGGAAGGAGACGACAUGAAUAUUCUGAAAUAUGUUAAAUUCAAAAAGAUUCCAGGAGAUACAAAAGAACAGACUUGGUUAGUGCAUGGUGUUGUAUUUACCAGGAAUAUAGCUCACAAACAAAUGUCACAGAAACUCGUCAAUCCAUACAUUCUGCUGCUCAAAGGUUCUAUAGAGUAUCAGAGAGUAGAAAAUAAAUUCUCCUCGUUGGAACCUCAAAUUCUACAGGAAGAAGAAUUUCUGAAGAAAAGUGUAAAGAAAAUAUCCUCCCUACAUCCAAAACCUAAUAUUGUAAUCGUAGAGAAGUCUGUCUCUAGACUAGCACAGAAUUAUCUUCUAGAGAAAGGAAUUACACUGGUGUAUAAUGUUAAACUGUCUGUCAUGGAGAAAAUUGAAAGACUAACACAGGGCUGUAUAGUACCUUCUAUAGAUGGGAUAGUUAGUGGACCAAUUACCCUCGGAUUUUGUCAUAAUUUUAAAGUAUGCCACUUCAACUUGCCUUCAGGAGAAACAAAGACACUGUUAUGUUUUGAUGGAUGUGCUCAACACUUGGGCUGUACCAUUGUUCUUAGAGGGGGAUCAAAAGGAGAACUGACAAGGAUUAAAAAGGUUGUAAAACUGAUGAUAACUGCAUGUUAUAAUUCUCAGCUAGAGAUGUCAUAUUGUAUGGAUGAAUUUGCUAUGCCAGAUUCGCGAGCAGACGACAGUUUAAUGGAAUCUGAUUCUGUGAUUAACUUUACAGAAGAAAAAACUUCUGUUAAAGUGUCCGACUAUUUACAGGAUUCUAAAUCUGGGGUAAAUUUGUUAAAAUUAGACUCGGAGUAUACCAACAAGGACAAUAUUAGAAAUAACGAUAGAAAUGAACCAAGUACUGAUCAUCUGGGAAAGGAUAACAAUCAGCCAGAAACGACCUUGGAUAGACCUGUUUUUGAUAUAGGAGAAAGUGAUUCAAGUGGUGAAAAUAUUUCAACAAGUAAAACAGACAUUAAGAAAGGGGACAUAAAUACGCAAGACAAUUUGUCGAAAAGUAAUACACCUGAAAAUUUGGUGGUGGCAAAUCAGAAUGAGUAUAACAAAAGGAAAUUUGACCAUACUGAAAAUGUUGGUUCCUUUGUAGCAGUAGGUGAUAAUUGUAAGACCAAUUUACAUAAUAUGACCUUAAAAGUUGAUGAAGGUCAGCAAAAAAUAAAAAGACAACAAUCAACUGGGUUAAUUCCCCUGAAUGAUCAGUCUGAUCCUCUUUAUAUGUACCAGAAAAAUCAGGAUGAUGCAAUCUUUUAUAGUUCUGUCACUCUUCAAGCAAAAACACAAAAACGCUGUGCAAAGUUUAAAAAAACUCUUGCAGAGAUACUUCUGUCAACGUCGCCGUAUAUAAAAUUUGAACUGCCAUAUUUAGAAACAGAAUUUGGAUCAAGAUCAAUUGUUAGAAACUUUUUCAAAGACGAUUUGUUCUGGUCCAAGUAUUUUGAGCCUGUAGCAUACAGGGAGAAAAAGAAACAACUAGUGGAGACGUACUGCCCACCCAAACCAGCUUCACCAUGGUCAGAUAUUGAAAUUAAGGAGCCACACCCAUUGAUUCUUACACAGAUUACUGGAUCCCUGAAAGAUAAGAAUUUACAGCAUCUGAUAGCAGAUUUCAGAGCUAGAGGUGGCAGAAUUCAAUUACGACCAAGAGCUGCUGUUUCUGAAGCAGAUAAACCUGACACACAUCAAGUCACAGAAAAGACAACACCAGGGGUUGACUGUUUAGACUAUAGUAAUCAUCAGAAGUUUAUGGUGUUAUUGAGUAGUCACUCCGAGAACUCAACAAACUAUCCAAAUCCAUGUGUUCCUCCACAACUUGUAUCAAUGCCCUUCUAUAGUGGACAAGAUAUGACUUUGGGUGGAUUCCUAGAAAAGUUCUGUUUCAGGGAAUCCUACUGUUGCCAGCCAUACAUGUGUCCAUCAGAGAACUGUGAAGUACCAUUACUAGAUCAUGUCAGGAGAAUAGUUCAUGGCCAUGGAUCUAUAUUUAUAUCACUGAGGAAGUUAUCUAACUGUGUACCAGGAGGAGAUAAAGACAUUAUGAUGUGGAACUGGUGCCGCAAGUGUAGACAGGCGACUCCCUUAGCAGCCAUGAGUAAUGAUACAUGGAGUUUGUCGUUUGCCAAAUUUUUAGAAUUAAGAUUUUAUGUGAACACGUUCACGAGACGUAUGGGGCCAGAUCCUUGUUGUCAUUCCUUACAUCAUAGUUUUAGUCAGUACUUCGGGAGACGGAAUAUCGUGGCUACAUUCAAGUACAUGCCAGUGAUAAAGAAAGAAAUAGUACUCCCACCAAGUGUUAUCUCCCUUGAUUCCAAAGUCCUGUUAUACCAGUGGACAACUCUCAGGGACAGCAUGAGAUCAGUUGAAAGAAGAGGAUUAGAAAUGUACAGUGGUAUAUUGGAACAGUUGGUUACGAUAAACUCAUCAAGUGAUGACCUGUCAAAGAUGAUUGUUGAUCUUACUAAUAUGUUGGAGAGUGAGAAACACAGAUUAAAAGAAUUGAUCCACAAAGGAAGACUGGAGGUCACCAAAAAGGAAAAAGAAAACACAGAGAACAUGGCAGAGUAUUUUGCACUAUAUGAUGAUUCUUUAAAGAUGAUGAGAUUUCUGGCCGAUGCUGAUAUAAACUGGAGAUCAAAAAUGCAAGAGCUGUAUUCUCAACAUAAAAAGACCAGAACUUCACAGUCAAAGAAGGAAAAAGACACAGGAUCUUUAGCAGGAGAACCAAAGAGAGACUCUGCAACCUCACUUCCAUCAACCAAUGAAACACUCAGGAAAAAAGAAUCUUCUGCUUCCCUGCCAAUUAGUGAUGACAGAAGGGACCAGAUCAUAGUAUCUUCAUCGUCUAAUAAAAAUCAGGGUAGUUUUGGAUCAGCAUCUUCUUUUAGUGAAACCAUAACAACACAAAGAGACAAAUCUGUCUUAGAACCAGAAACUGGAAUACAAAGGGAUAGAAACAGUAUUGCAUCUUCUGUUUUUGAAACAGAAACAAAAACUCAAACCAAAACAGACCCAACGACUUCUAAAUCAUUUGGAGAACCUUCAUCAGAUUUGAAUAUCGGUCUAGAUAGUGCAAAACAUUCCCAUGAAGAUAAUAGGCCAGGCUCAAAGAUAAAUCCAAUAAAUGUUACAUCUACUCUCCAAGACCUUCAGACAGAGGUUGAUCAAGACAAACUAGAAUGUGAUCAGCUGGAAUCAGAACCUGUAGAGGAAAUCAAGCUCGACAGAACAGUUUUGGACAGGACAUGGUCUGGUGUUUUUGUAGACAAAUCAGAUUUACCAUCAAUAACAGAUCCUAUUAAUAUCAAUCAGUCAAAUUUCCUGGAAGAGAGUGGUAUUUACAGUGUGACACCAGGUUUAGAAGCAGGUAUUGGACCUCACAGUGACAGAUUAUCUGAUGCUUGUUUUUCUCCCUAUGUAGUACUACACACUUUGCAUGAAGGUUUAGAAGGAAGAAAAUCAAGUGUUAUUUCACAAGACAAACCACUGUCAGGACAACAGACAGAAUCAGUAACCAUAGAGGCAAAAUCUAGGGACAGUCCAUCACAACUCUCCGGAAACAUAUCUACUGAGUCCAGUGCCUUGUCAGUGAAUGAUUUGCAGCCUCAGCAAACCUCCUCUCAGCCCCAGAAAUCCUCCUCUCAGCCUCAGCAAUCGUCUUCUCAGCCUAGUGAUGUUCAUACAGUACCUAUCAGUUUGUCUGUAGGUGUAGAAAUCCAGACAGACAAAGUAGACACAGAUAAGAAAGUCAAAACAAGGAAGGAAGUAACUAAAAAAAUGGAUGAUUUUACAGACAGUCAGCAGGUAGAAAGAAUCAGUGGAAUCAUGAAGAAAACAUUCACCAACUUUUUGUCAGGGACAGGGUUACCUCCCCUGCCAUUUCCAUUUGAAUGUAGAGAGCAUCAUUUGUUACCAACUUGUUAUAAAGUUCCUGUUGUUGUUUAUGACCAAGAACCCAGUUCUAUAAUAGCCUACGCUCUAAGCUCCUACGACUAUCAACAGAGGUUACAGGAAAUCCAGUCAGCUUUUACAUCUUCACAGAAGCUCAUUAAGGACCUGAAGUCAUCAGAGGAUGAGUUAGGAGAGAGUUCAAAGAAGAAUGGAGGAAGCACAUUGUCCUUCGUAAAGAAUAAAGACAGUAGUCCUAAAAUGCCCAGACUUGAUUCCGUCCAUUAUAAUGCCAAGAUAGAAACAGGAAGUGGUGAAUUUGAUGAGCAUGAGGGUUUCUCCAUUUUAUCAUCUAGUUUGCCAGAAUCAACCAAAUCAGGAAAAACGACUGCUGGACCUCAUAUUGAAUUACAAUAUUCUGACCAUAUGGCCAAGUUUUAUUGUAAAAUAUACUUUGCUGAACAUUUUAGAAAGCUACGUAAGCUCAUCUUUCCUGCUGGAGAGGAAAUGUUUAUCAGAUCAUUAAGUAGAUGUAAAAUGUGGGAAGCCAAGGGAGGUAAAUCAGGAUCUAAGUUCUGUAAAACUGAUGAUCAGAGAUUUAUACUGAAACAGAUGUCAGGAGCAGAAAUUGAUGUUUUUGAAAAAUUUGGACCGGAGUAUUUUACCUAUAUGAACAAAUCCUAUGUGGAACAGAAACCGACAGCUUUAGGGAAGAUUGUGGGAGUAUACAGAAUUGGCUUUAGGAACACACAUACCAAUGCUGGAAUGAGACAAGAUUUGUUAGUUAUGGAAAACUUAUUCUAUCAGAGGAAAAUAUCACAGACAUUUGAUUUGAAAGGUUCUGAGAGAAAUAGAUUGGCCAGUACAUCAGGGAAGAGGGAUGAAGAACAGGUUCUACUAGAUACUAAUUUAUUAAAUUUAAGCAUAGAGUCACCACUUUACAUCUAUCCUCAUUCCAAGACAUUACUGAUGAAUGUUAUCAGUAGAGAUUCACAGUUCUUAGCUGCAAAUCUGGUCAUGGACUACUCUCUACUGGUUGGACUGGAUGAAAACAGUAAUGAACUUGUUCUAGGUAUCAUAGAUUAUAUAAGAACAUUUACUUGGGACAAGAAAUUAGAAACAAUCUUGAAAUCCGCUGGAGGUAAGCUGCCAACAGUUGUCUCCCCUGAGAUCUACAAAAGUCGUUUCCUGUCAGCUAUGACUAGAUAUUUCCUGCCAGUACCAGACCAGUGGACAGGGAAAGAUUUUGACCCAACUUUAAGUUGAUGAUUGAUCUAGUGUAGUUCAUUAAAACAAUAUUGAUUUUUAUGCAGUUACAGUUAUAAGUUUGUUUGUUAUGAUGACUGUAUGAUUUGUUGAUCAAAUAUUUUUUACAGUGUAAAGAUUGUGAUCUAUUAUUUAGUUGAUUGAACUUUCAAUGAGAGUGUGUAGUCUGACAGUAAAACUGUAUUGAUAUCAGAUACAUUGGGAUCCACGAUCUUUCUUGUUUUCGGGAUAAUUGUCCAUGGCACACUUUGUUAAUACACAACUCCUUGAAAUCUGCACUACAGAAUUCCAUUAAAGUUGUUCUUUUCUUCCACAGGACAAGAAGUUGCCUCACCUUUUUUAAUUUUUGAUCUGAGUGACUUUUGAGUUUUCCCAUACCAGAACAUGAACUUUGCCUUCAGCUUAUACUUUAAACCAACUAAUUUUUCAUGACCUAUUUAAAUUGGUGACAACAGAGAGUUAUUUAACUAUCUACAAAAUUAAGAAAAAUCUGAUUUCAUUUGAAGCCCUUCAACCAGAGACAUUGUAUUAUAUGUCUCCGUUUUAUCCGAUAAAUAUAUUGAAGACACAUAUGUUUUCGAUACAAAUAUAAUUAUUGGCACUCCUUUGGAAUGUUAUUUUACAGAAUUCAAAAAUGUAAAUAAAAUAAAUAUUGCUCCAAUUCAGUGUUCAUUUAUUAAAAUGUUGAUUAUGAAAUAAAGAUGUAGGAUUUAUGUACACUCAGAAUCAAUAUAACAUCCAGACGAUGGAGCUGCAACUUGAAAUUUAGCAAAGAGUAAAAUAAGUUGACGAAAAAAGAAUUAAAGUGGCGAAAAAAAUUUUGUUUUGGGGAAAGGGUUGUGAAAAAGAAAAGGACGCAGGGGAAACCCUGUACAAGACAAGACGUACUGACACUCUAUAUUUUUGUCUCGCCUUGACGGAGUCAAAAAGCGAGACAUAGGUAUGCUGUUUCCGGCGUUGGCGACGGUGAUGGCGUCAACAAUGUAUUAGUUUGUGAUUAGGUCUAGUUCAUGGUGAACCACUAGUGGUAGGUCAAUGAUAUUUGGUAUGCAGUUGUAUUAGCAUUGGCACAUCUCAUUACCAUGGAGAUUAUUUGGCCCCGCCCCCUCAGUCAAGGUCUAUUGACUUUGAAACUUUUCAUAGUUUACAUGUAUUAGUUUGUGAUUAGGUCAAUUUAUGGGGAACCACUAGUGGUAGGUCAAUGAUAUUUGGUAUGCAGUUGUAUAAGCAUUGGCAUAUCUCAUUUCCAUGGAGAUUAUUUGGCUCUGCCCCCUUAGUCAUGGUCUAUAGACUUUGAAAAUUUUGCGAAGUUAACAUGUAUUAGUUUGUGAUUAGGUCAGUUCAAGGGGAACCAUUAGUGGUAGGCCAAUGUUAAUUGGUGUUCAGUUGUAUAAGCAUUAGUACAUCUCAUUUCCAUGGAGAAUAUUUGGCCCCGCCCCCUCAGUCAUGGUCUAUUGACUUUGAAACUUUUGCUUAGUUUACAUGUAUUAGUUUGUGAUUAGAUCUGUUUAAGAUGAACUGCUAAUGUUAAGUCAAUGAUAUUUGGUAUGCAAAUUUAUUGGCAUUUGCAAGUAUCGUUUCCAUGGAGAUUAUAUAGCCCCACCCCUGAUCAUGGUUCAUUGACUUUGAAACUUUUACAUAGUUUACAAGUUAAUGUUUGUGUUUAGGUUUGUUUAAAGGGAACGACUUAUAAUAAGUCAAUGGUAUUUGGUAUGCAGUUGUAUUAGCAUUGGCACAUCUCAUUCCAUGGAGAUUGUUUAGCCAUGUACCUUCAGUCAUGGUUCAUCGACUUUGAAUAUUUGCAUAACUUAUAUGUUAAAGUAUUGCUAUUUUAAUUUCAACAUUUGCAUUAUCAAAAUUACAAAAAGGCGAGACAUAUCUCUGUGAUAACAGUUUAUUAUGUUCUUUAAUCCAUGCUGUGUCUGGGGAGUAAAACGAAAUUCAUAAAUGCUAUAGAAUAAUAAGUAUAGAAUGAUCUUGAUCAUGUGAUACUGUGAUUUUGUUUGUGAACUAUAUAGUAAUCUACCAUGCUAUGUUAUGUACAAAUUACAUUCAAUUAUUUAUCAAUGUUCAGUUUAUGUUUGAAUUAUUCAAUUGAGGUAUUUAAUACCAGUAAUUUGUAUGCAGAAAACUAAAUCCAUAUCUGUUCAUGUUUGUUUUAAUUAUGUGUAUGUUUGUAUACAAAUAGAUUAUCCUGCAAUCAGCAAUUUUUAACAUACAAAUACAAUUUGUUCACUUGAUUUCAGUCAAUUUAUAAAACUCUAAGUCAGGAUUAUUUUUUUUUAUAAAACUUUUAUUAGUCAGGAUUAUUGUUUUUUAAUUGUCAAAUUCAUACCAAAAGUCACAGUAUAAACAAACUUUUAUCAAAAGUUCAACUGCUGGAACUAUCAGUUUCUGUAAAAAUAUUCAACAGCUAUUUAUUGAAUGCAAAAUCGACAUUGAAAUUGAAAUGGCUUUAAUGCCAUAAAAUUGUAAAUUUGCUCAGAAAUCUGCCAAGCUAGGUUUGAUUUUGAGACAAUAAAUAUAAAUUAGUAGUUUCAAUAUGUUAACAAAUUACAAAUAAAUCCUGUUUCUUGCUAUAUAUUGUUUAAUUGACUGAAAAUCAUUUUACUUGUGUAAUUUGGCAUGAAAUGAUUUACUGUUGUAAGAUGAAUUAUUUAAUCAUGUACUUGUGAAUAGAAAGGGGGAUGUUUGCAUCCAUGUAUAUUGCUUUAUGAAUAAGGACUUGCCCAAUCUUGAUAAAAAAAUCAUUAAAUUUAAAAGAAAUUUAGGAAUUCAUUUCAGUCAUUUCAUUUUUUUGAAUAUGUCAGAAUUCACAAAUAUGACCAUUUCUAGGCAGCAGGUACAAAUAAACUAAGAAAAAUUCAUAUACUUUACAAACAUUGUCUACUGGCAUUAAGAAGAAGUGAAAACUAAACAUUUGAGCAUGAAUGUUAAAUUGAAGAAUAUCAAUAUACAAGUUUAUACAUUGUUGGCAGAUAUCAAGUAUAUUUGUGCUCACUAAAAAACCGAAAAAAGCUUGCCUAGGCAUUUUCUUUCUCCUGCUUCUAAAACUUGUAACAAUAAACUUUAUAUUUGUCUACAAUGUACUGUGAAUUCAUUAUUUUUGUAAAUUGAGUUAAAAAGUUUGUUUUUUUUAUAUUUCAAUGAUUUGACAAAAUCUCUCGUUGAAUAUUAUUUGAAGUUUACCAUGACCAGAAAAUCCACCAAAAUUUGAUACCCAUGAAUAAUAAUGAUUCCAAAGUAUGUCUACAGUCAAACCUGCUAUAUAAAAAAAAAGUAAAAUAACAAAAAUACUUAACUCCAUGGAAAAUUCAAAACGGAAUGUCCCUUAACAAAUGGCAAAAUCAAAAGCUCAAACACAUCAAAUGAAUGGAAAACAACUGUCAUAUUCCUGACUUGGUACAGGUAAUUCCUACUGUAGAAAAUGGUUGAUUAAACCUAGUUUUAUAGCAAGCUGAACAUCUCUAAAGGUCACCUCUAUUAAGUUAAAUAAAGUCGGGUCACCCUUUUCCUGUGCCACUGUAGUACCUGUACUGUCUAUGUAUUUUGAAUAUAAUUAAAAGGUCACUUUUAUCUGUCCCAAGGGUGACCUAUAAAUGCAGGUUUGGCUGUAUUGUAUUUUGACAGAUUAUUUUUAUAAUUUGUUUUGAUGUUAUGAACAUGAAAAGUGCAAUAUGUAUAUGUCUGCUGAUUAAAUGAUAUAUUUUA
Messenger RNA from Mytilus californianus (California mussel), 10761 nucleotides. RefSeq names its product 1-phosphatidylinositol 3-phosphate 5-kinase-like. Lineage: Eukaryota; Metazoa; Mollusca; Bivalvia; Mytilida; Mytilidae. The transcript has 48 exons. Gene Ontology annotation, biological process: intracellular signal transduction; phosphatidylinositol metabolic process. The record is from RefSeq and is a predicted model, not a curated record. Bases 271 to 7050 code for a protein of 2259 amino acids. Gene Ontology annotation, molecular function: 1-phosphatidylinositol-3-phosphate 5-kinase activity; ATP binding; metal ion binding.